Messenger RNA from Asparagus officinalis (garden asparagus), 1827 nucleotides. RefSeq lists its product as uncharacterized. The record is from RefSeq and is a predicted model, not a curated record. The transcript is spliced from 6 exons. NCBI's taxonomy places the organism in Eukaryota, Viridiplantae, Streptophyta, Magnoliopsida, Asparagales, Asparagaceae. Bases 70 to 1473 code for a protein of 467 amino acids.
GAGGAGGCGGAUCGAUUGGAGGAGAGCUUUAAGGAUCAGGUAAAGGGAUUCUUGAAUGCGAGUGGAGAGAUGGCGGUGGAGUUUGGGAGAGGAGUUAGGGAUAUCUUGCAGCAGAGCUUGGAGGGGGCUGAGGAUUUCUAUGUAGUGAAGAAGGUGAAGAGGCCGAUUAGGGUUUUGGGGGGGAAGUUGGAGUUCUUGAACGAGUACAUGCCGGAGGAUCGCGAUCCGGUUCACUCGUGGACGGUGGUGAUCUGUGUGCUUCUGGUUGCGAUUUCUGUUUUAAAUGUGAAUAGUGGACAACAAACUCCAGUAGAAUUGCCGAAAAAGCUCUACGUACACCCUCCCAGCGCCGGUCGUAUUCUGCUUCCGGAUGGGAGACAUGUGGCAUAUCAGGAAAGUGGAGUAUCUGCUGAAAGGGCUAGAUUUUCCUUGAUUUCUCCACAUUCUUUUCUUUCUUCUCGAUUGGCAGGAAUACCUGGAAUUAAAGCUUCUUUGCUGGAGGAAUUUGGUGUACGUUUGGUAGCAUAUGAUCUCCCUGGUUUUGGUGAAAGCGAUCCUCAUCCUGGCAGAAACCUCAAUUCUUCUGCUGUUGAUAUGAUGCAUUUAGCAAACGCUGUGGGAAUUAUUGACAAGUUCUGGGUAGUUGGUUACUCUGGUGGCGGCAAGCAUGCAUGGGCUGCUGUUCGUUACAUACCCGAGAGACUUGCUGGUGUAGUCAUGUUUGCUCCAAUGGGUAAUCCAUAUGAUUCUAGCAUGACCAAGGAAGAGAGGUAUAGAACCUGGGAGAAAUGGACAACAAAAAGGAAACUGAUGUAUGUUUUAGCUCGGAGGUUCCCUUCUCUUCUUCCUUUUUUCUACCGCAGGAGCUUUUUAUCAGGCGUGCAAGGUCGACUUGAAAAGUGGUUAUCAUUAUCAUUGGGGAAGAAGGAUAGAGCUUUAAUUGAAGAACAAAUUUUCAAAGAAUUCUGGGAACGGGAUGUCGAGGAAUCAGUACGUCAGGGUGAUUCAAAACCAUUCGUGGAGGAAGCUGUGCUACAAGUAUCAGACUGGGGUUUCAAUCUCGCUGACCUUCAGGUGCAGAAAAAGCACGAGGGCCGAGGCCUACUUCUCUGGCUCAAAUCUCUCUUCAGCCAGUCUGAAAAAGAGUGGGCAGGAUUUCUCGGCCCGAUACACAUUUGGCAGGGAAUGGAUGAUAGAGUGGUUCCACCAUCUAUGACUGAGUAUGUACGAAGAGUUGUUCCAGGUGCUACAGUUCAUAGAUUGCUUGACGAAGGGCACUUCUCCUUUUUCUGUUUCUGCGAUGAAUGCCACAGGCAGGUAUUCUCUACUCUUUUUGGUAUCCCUCAAGGUCCACUUCCUGAAAUUUUGGAGGAGCCAGAGCCAGAGCCAGAACCAAUACUAUCACCCUCCGAGGAAUUCUUCGAAGAAUUGACAUCACAGGAAUCAGUAGAUAACAGCACAUUGGAAGAGUGAAAACAUCCCAAUUCUUUUGUUUUGGCCCAUGUCGAUCUUUUGAAAAGGAAUGUGUAGAUAAUACAGUAGCUCUAAGUUUUUAACCCGUUUUGUAGAGUAACAUAUCGUUUCAUUUCUUUUGCUGCGAGAAGAACCACGGAAAGCAUCUACUUUGUUGUUUUACAUUGAUCUCUAGAAGAUCGUUUACAUGGCAGAUCCUACUAAAUGGUGGUCAACACUGAUGAUACCAUGAGAAAUACUGAGGUCACAGUUGAUAGUGUGCGGUGCAACCUUGUAAUGUUUUGCUCUGUACCAUGAUACUUUUUAAGAUAUCAGAUGACAAUAAAUCAUCGGCUCAAAGUGAGUUUUUACUGA